UCAGCAGUAAACUGACUAUUUUGCGUAUGAUUAUUUGUCAUGUGCAGUCAACACUAUAAAAAAUAUUUUGUCACUUGCUGUCGUUUGAAAAUGACAGCAAAAUUACGCAUGGCUCAGGUAACGACCAACCGCGGCUCAGCUUGCAAACGUGGUUACCUGAAGAUGUGAUGUCAGUCUUGGGCAACGCUGCCUCCCUACGGAUGGAGAAGGGAUGGCCUUUCCACACGUGAAUAUCCGAGACCACCGUGUGCGUGCGUGCGAAAAGCAUGACGCUGAUCUGACUCAAAAAUAAAUGGACGUGCCCGCUGAUCCACAAAGGCACACCUCGACAAAUUGAUCGUGCGUCCCGAUACUUUUGUCCCGAGGCUCACUCCGUUACACUCCGUAGGACGCGCGUGACCGCUGGGUGGCGCUGUGGUGCCUCGGUGUUGCCAAGGGAGACCGCAUAAAAACACCUCGUGCAAGUCUUCAAUGGCUUCAAGAGUCCCUGAACUAAACUCUCACUACGACAGGCUGGACGUGGACCACCGGGACCCCAACAGAGAAAACGUGUGCUACUGUUCUGAUCUUCUACCGUGACUUUUCCCCCAUUUCUUCUUUUUUUGAGGUAAAACGAGUAGCGGUGGAAUUUAAAAAAAAAAGAUCGGCCGGAGGCAUUUUAAGCCGUAUUCACGGACUCCAGUGGUGAGUAUUCGCCACGGUUCACGGGACGAGGCUACGUAGUUGAUUUAGGUGUUAGCGGCACCUUGGUCCUUAGCUAAUCUGUGCCGUUUAAACUAUAGGGAAGGAAAAAAUCAUACAAAUGCGGCGUUUUACUCAACGUCACCCAGCCUGCUCAAACUUCCUUCGAAAACUAAAUUCAAGCAGCCAUUCUCGCCAAAACUGACAUUUAACUGCUUGUUAGUCGCAAAAUAGUUGCACAUGACGGCUUUUUAAUCUCCUCAAAGCAGCAGUUGGAGCGACUAACGGUAACAUUUCCACCUUUAGAGGUAUCGGCGGUUAGCAAGUUUAACCACGCAGUUCGAUGUAUAAAAGUGACUCUUUAGAUGUUGUAGUUGUCGAUUAGAUGCUAACCUCGUCUCGGCCAUUUUUCAUCACUUAAUGGUUACGGUAUCACUCAAGCACAGCGCAGAACACAUACAUUUUCAUAAGCUACGUUAUCAAUUGUAACAUGACACAAGCACGUCCAUUAUUUCCCUCGAGUAUGUGACGGGACUUGGUCACAAACGUGGCUGUGAAUAUACUGUAUUGUCAUGGUAGUGUUCCACAAUAAUUAAGUUAAAGACUCAAAUGUACUCCUUGAUUGAUGAUGGGUGAAGAACUGUACAAUAUAUACAUCGACUAUCAAGGGUCCGAUUUAAAACAACAAAAAAAGCCAAUUUAAAGUCUCAGUUGGGGUUCUCUGAUUUGGUCGCCGAGAAGACGUUAAAAUGAGAGACAGCGCAUGAAGUGUGAGGAAGAUCCAUAGAAUGAGGACCAGUCUUCCUCUAAGUGGAUGCUUGCUCAUGUUAUUGACAUCAUUUCAUGCACAUAUUAAAGAAGUUAAUUUCAAGUGAUUAUCAGGUCUUUUUUUUUGGUACGUGUGUUAAUUCUUUAUCUUGGUCAUUUGAUUAGGUUAUAUUUGAUCAUUUCACCUCCUAUUCUAUCCUAUACACAUAACUGACACUCCUGUUCAGGUACCUCGGCCUGCUGAGAUAUCCAAGGAUUAAUUAAGGCUGUGGCGACAGAUGGCCCUCUCCUAGUCUCCGCUGUUUGUCAGCCGCCAGUCUAAACUGAGAUAAAUGCUUCCAGGGCUUGGAGCAAGAGAUUGUGUGGGGAGGGGGGUUGGGGUGCUGCCAAUUGUGAUUAGCUGAGGCAAGUCAGGAGUAAAGGGGGAGGGCUGCCAGGAGUCUGAUAUAAAUGGCUACUGGACAUAAGCAAAAAAAAAUAGACCUUGUUGUCAAGGUACAUAUGUACCUGCAGGAUAGGAUACCUUACAAGAUAGCCUGUACAAUGUAUAAUAAGCCUUAUGGAGCUGACCGCUUGCAAUUUCAAUUAGAGGCGAGUGUGCUAUUUUAACAUGUAAAAAUAUCAAAACUAUAUUUAAAAGAUGCAUGUCAGGAAUGAUAUGAGGGAAGGAAUCACUAGGGACAUGUUGGGGCCUGUAUGAGGGCUUUUGAGAGUCUUGAUUAGAACAAGAAGGUAAGAAUGUAUUGGCGGGAUUAAAAUUGAGCAAACGAGAGCCUGAUAAUGGUGUUCUUUGAUAAACUUCUUGUGAGACGAAAUAUUGAACGCUCCGGUUCGAGUCUGCCUUUAUGUGGGUAUUUAUACGACCUUCAUGUUUGCAUGCAUUUCAGGAUGAAUGUCUGCCCCCUCAUCUUCAUCCCCUGUUGGAGUAAAAUGGCCCCAGAUGAGAGACUCACCAACCCGUCCUCUUUACAGCUGAGCUGAGUUCAGCCAAGACUGAGGUGGUCUGAGCUUUAUGCUGGGGGGCAGUGAUGAUCACGUCCCACAUGAACGGUUACGUACAGGAGGGCGCUGCCCAGGCUAUUGGCCACAGGGAGCGGGCGGUGGACUGUCCCGGCGACGAGAGUUGCCUCGUCCAGCCUGUUCACUGCAGCGCCCAGAUGGAGAGAAUCCAGCACUACCAGGACGAGCUGAGAAAGAGGAGGGAAGAGGACGGCCGGGGCAGGCACGACAUCGACCCCGACGCUUCGCUGAGGCUCAAGAAGCUGGCGCAGAACCUAAAAGUGGGCGUUGACAAUCCCACCUUUGAGGGGAAGGAAAAUGCUACCAAAGAUGCACAUUCCCAGGUUCCUCUUGCCGAGCUGGAGGAGCUGCUGCAGGCCGUCAAGUGGGCGCAGCAAUGUCUGACCGACGCUCAGAGCCAGCAGGAUGCCGAGCUGCUGCUCCAGCUGCUCGCCAAGGACGACUUCAAGUGCGCCUACAGCAUCUACACCGUCGUGUCCCAAAAGAUGAACCGAGUGACCCCCACCUCACCCCUCACGGUGCAAGCGCAGGAGCUAUGCCUAGAGGUCCAGAAGAUCCUCCAGUCCAAUCAACAGAGAGAAGGCUUGGAGCUCAGGGCUCUGUUGACCAAUCCUCAUCUCCAGGCACUGAUGCAAGCACAUGACAGCUUAGCUGUGCAAGAAAUGGCAGAGGACAACGUGAUACAGUAUUUUGGAGAAACUGUUAAAAUGGUGCGGCUGCAUAAGACCCGUGACACUCCGCUGGGUGCGACUGUGCGGAACGACAUGGACAGCGUGGUGGUGAGCCGCGUAGUGAAAGGCGGCACCGCAGAGCGCAGCGGCCUGCUCAACGAAGGGGACGAGAUCCUGGAGAUCAACGGCGUGUCCGUUCGCGGGAAGCACGUCAAUGAAGUUCACGACUUGUUGCAACAAAUGCACGGCACUUUGACCUUCCUUCUCAUCCCGAGCGCUCAGAUUAAACCUGCCCUACACAGACAGACCGUGAUGCACGUACGAGCUUACUUUGACUACGACCCCUCGGAUGACCCUUUUGUGCCGUGUCGGGAGCUGGGCCUGGCUUUUCAGAAAGGAGAUAUUCUCCAUGUAAUAAGCCAGGACGACCCCAACUGGUGGCAGGCCUACAGGGACGGAGAUGAAGAAAACCAGUUGCUGGCGGGACUCGUUCCAGGAAAGUGCUUCCAGCAACAGAGAGAGACCUUGAAGAGAACACCGCCAGACCGGAGUAGGGAACAACAAGGGAAACGUUGGUAUGUGAAGAAAAACAAGAAACCGAAGAAGAAAAGCACAUCUCCUCUGAGCAAAAACACCGAACCAGAUGAAGUCCUGACCUAUGAGGAGAUGUCUCUCUAUCACCAGCCUGCCAACCGCAAACGUCCCAUCGCUCUGAUCGCUCCGACAAACAGCGGCCACGACGAGCUGCGGCGCAGGCUGCUUGCUGUUGAACCGGACAAGUUUGCCGUCGCCGUCCCACACACGACCAGAAGCCCGAGGAUACACGAGCGAAAUGGGCGCGAGUACCACUUUGUCAGUCGACAAGGCUUUGAGGCCGACUUGUCCGCGGGGAAGUUCAUCGAGUCCGGGGAGUACGAGAAGAACCUGUACGGAACCAGCACGGACUCUGUGCGACACGUGGUCAACUCUGGACGCAUCUGCUUGCUCUGCCUGCACACCAGGUCAUUGAAGCCCCUGAGGUCCUCCAACCUCAAGCCCUUCGUCAUUUUCAUUGCGCCUCCUUCUCAAGAAAGACUGCGCACCCUGCUGGCUAGUGAGAGAAAAACACCCAAGCCGGAGGAGCUCAAGGAAGUCAUCGAGAAGGCUCGCGAGAUGGAGCAGGACUUCGGCCAUGUUUUUGACGCCACAGUCGUGAACGUUGCGCCAAACGAGGCUUUCUUUGAAGUGCGCAAACUCAUCGAGAAGCUGGACACAGAGCCUCAGUGGGUGCCCACCUCCUGGCUCUGCUGAGCUCCUCUGGAGGAGCACAUGGACGUUGUGGAAGCCUCCAGUUGAAGGACAGGUGCAAUAUUUUUCAUUUGCACAUUUCCUCAGAAAUGGACUCGGGUUUCUUACAAUUCUUUGUAUGUCUACUUUGUUCAUCCCCUCCUCCCAACUUUAGCCGUUUAUGAAGCAUAGACGUAGCUGAAUAUUUAUAUUUGUACAUACAAAUUCUCUGUGAAAGAUGUAAACAUCUUACUCCAAAAUUGUAUGUCUAUAAUGGGAGCGUCAAAAUGAUAUGCCGUAACAAUUUAAGAGUCUGCAGUUCCAUUUGAUAAUAGAUGUGCGGGGUUUUUUUCCUUAUCGCAAUCAGUAUUAUAAUUAUUAUUAUUAUUGUAUUUUGCUUGAUCUCAUUUAUCUUUUAUUGAAAGCCCUCAAACCAAACUUGUAUAUAAUGACUGGUUAUCAUUAAACAGUAUAUUAUAAAAUACAAUACAAUACAUGCUGAUUUAUAUAGCGCUUUCACAACAGCGGCAGCUGUAACAAAGCGCUUAACAAAACAGUUAACAUAAAGUAAAAUAAUAAACAACACAUAACAUAAAACACGGACAGUCGUGCAGUCCUAACCACUUUUCCGUCACUGCAAACCCCCCUCCCCACCACCACCCUUAACACAAAUAAGCCCGUUAUUCAUACCUGUCCACAAUGUGGGAAAGGCAACAGUGUGGUGCAAAAUCUCCGCCACGAUUCAGGUGAGGUCCCAAAAGAGAAGAGUGCCGAGACUCACUUAUUUUGGACACUAGCAGCAAUUCUCUCACACUGGCCAGGAGAUGGCGACAAGGCAGCGGUUACCGUACUUUGUGGCAUGUGAUUUUUGGAUAAAAUGUAAUAAACCAUUUCUCCGGCAAGCCAAAGCAGUCAUGAUGACCGGUCACCAGGUGGCGAUAGUGUGCAAAGCGCAAAUAAAUGAGCAGAAAAUAUUG
Molecule: messenger RNA, 5383 nt
Organism: Hippocampus zosterae (dwarf seahorse)
Lineage: Eukaryota; Metazoa; Chordata; Actinopteri; Syngnathiformes; Syngnathidae
Gene: pals1b
Product: protein associated with LIN7 1, MAGUK p55 family member b
Exons: 13
Coding region: 2478-4430 (650 amino acids)
Biological process (GO): establishment or maintenance of epithelial cell apical/basal polarity; establishment or maintenance of polarity of embryonic epithelium; protein localization to plasma membrane
Cellular component (GO): plasma membrane; adherens junction
Molecular function (GO): protein binding
Source: RefSeq, a predicted model, not a curated record